Cutaneotrichosporon oleaginosum is the source of this 1728-nucleotide messenger RNA. RefSeq lists its product as uncharacterized. The record is from RefSeq and is a predicted model, not a curated record. Gene Ontology annotation, biological process: vesicle-mediated transport; protein targeting to vacuole. NCBI's taxonomy places the organism in Eukaryota, Fungi, Basidiomycota, Tremellomycetes, Trichosporonales, Trichosporonaceae. Gene Ontology annotation, cellular component: fungal-type vacuole membrane; Mon1-Ccz1 complex.
AUGUCUGCCGCGGCACCGGCGGCGGUAUCAACAGCACAUGUCAACGUCGAGACGGCUUCGAGCCUCGACGCGUCGACCUCGAGCUCGCUGCUCUCCCCACCACGUCCCCGCCUUCCAUCCUCCCGCAGCGCACCGAGCGUCUCUGCCGCCGCCGCCUCCGCGUCUCCCUUCACGUCCGACGAGUCGCGUGCCCCAUCCCCAGCCGUCGCGUCGCUCGUAGCCACCCCGCACACACCGCGCUCGCGCCGAGUCUCCGCUACCGGUGCGACACCAAUACGCACACCAAGCCGGAAGGGCAAGGAGCGCGCCGCGGAGGUCGAGGCUGACGCGAUCGGCGAGGUGAGCGUGCAAGGCAGCGCGCGGCGCGGGUUGCGGGAGCUUGUCGCUCGUGAUGAGCGGCGGCGCGAACGGGAACGGGAGCGGGACAGGGAGCGAGGGCUACCAGUAGCGCGUACCAAGGACAUGACGGACGUAUCACCGGCGCCAGAAACGGCAGAUGCCCGGCCGCGGCGAUAUUAUGUCCUCACGAACGCCGGCAAGCCUGUUUUCAGCAUCGGGCACGCGGACGAGGACACGCUCACCAAUCUCAUGGGCGUGGUGCAGGCGCUGGUUUCGAUCUUCGCCGAGGACGACGAUAAACUGCGCUCCGUCGUUCGCGGGCGCACACGUAUCGCCUUCCUCAUCAAGCCGGAGAUGUACCUCUUCGCGGUCAGCGACUGGGGCGAGCCGGAGCACGUCCUCCGCAUGCAGCUCGAGUACAUCAACCUGCAGAUACUGAGCGUCGUAUCGGCCGCGCAGCUCGCGCGCGCAUUCGCCCGCCGUUCCAAUUUUGACCUCUCGCGGCUGCUGGUGGGAAGCGAGAAGUUCCUCCACUCGCUUGUCGAGACCUGCCAAGACGACCUGAGUUUCAUGACCACAACGUUGCAACCAUUACGCAUGCCGCCCGCGCUACGCGAGAGCGCGGGCAACACUCUCACGCCUCCUGCCAAGUUCAAAGACUUGUUGUACGUUCUUCUUAUUGCGGGUGGGCGGAUAGUCACCCUCCUCCGACCGCGGCGGCACGCAGUGCAUCCCGCAGACAUGCACCUGCUGUUCAACACAAUCGCCACGUCUCCGACACUACGCGAGGUGGAGACAUGGCUUCCCAUCUGCUUGCCCAAGUUCAACCCGCAAGGCUUUGUGCACGCGUACAUCUCAUUCAUCCGCGAGGAGGUAGGCCUAAUCUUCAUCUCUGCCGAUAGAGACGCCUUCGAGCCGCUGUGCGGAUGGCGCGAGCUGGUGGUGGAGCAGCUCUCGCGGGACGGGGCCCUCGACCGCAUCGCAGCGUGCGUCAAGAACCACCCGUACACUGUUGCAGAGAUUGGAUCGCCAGGUCUGCGACACUUCGUGUACAAGAACCGUGGCAUGGUGCAGAUCACCUCGCCCGAGUGGGAGGAGCCGUACACGAAGGGCAGCGAGGCACGUCGCCGCCUCGUCACGCUCUACCAGAAGGCGCAGGAUGCGUUGUUCGCGCGCCCGGGCACAGGGCAACCAACACCGCUGAGGCUGCUCUACCUUGCUGGGCCACACGAGGCUGUCCUCGCCUGGCUGACCCGCCCUUUCGAGUUGUACGUGGCCGUCUCCCCGCACCUCCCCAUGAACGCGGUCGUAGCUACCGCCAACCGUGUCGCUAAGUGGGUGAACCUCGAGGAGAGCCGCCUGUUCCUCCGAGACGCACCGGUCUUUUAG